AUGAAUCCAAUUUCUAAAUAAAUUAAGAAUAUCCUCAGAAUAGAAAUUAUUCUCAUAAGUGUCUUAAUGAUCAUCAACAUCACUCUAUACUUCCUAAAUAUUGCGGAGAACAACGAGAACACUUGCCAAUUAUCAUUCAAUGCCAUGGAGAGAUGUUUUGACAUCGAUAAUUAAUUGCUGUACAAAUAGAGAAUGACUAAGACUCAAUGCGACUCUUGCGCUGUCUUGUUAUGGUUGAUGCCCUCCAAUAUUAUCAUGUUAUUUAUGAUGACCCUCAUACUCCUUAAUAAGACAAGAUAUUAUAUCAAAAACUACAUGAAUAAACUGCAUCUAGUGGAAAUAAUCUAUUUUGGACUCUAAUUUGUAUAUAAUCUUUUCGUACUCUUCUAUAUUUUUAAAAUGCCCAUAAAUGACAAUUACAAAACCAAAUUGGCUCCACUAAUACUCCUAUUCAUUGAAUCCUUAGUCAAUUGUUUCAUAUGCAUAUUGAUUAAAAUAGAUCAAAUUUAUACUAUUAAUUACUUGCGUGAAACAAAUAAGAAGGAAUCCCAAAUGUCAACUUAGCUCUUAUUGUGA
This is a messenger RNA of Paramecium octaurelia, 576 nucleotides long. The record is from the annotation of a GenBank genome assembly. Lineage: Eukaryota; Ciliophora; Oligohymenophorea; Peniculida; Parameciidae.